AGUACCUGAAUUCGGGCGCCGGUGGUAUCGGCGGUAUAUUCGUGAACGAAAAGUUCACUGAAAAGGGCGGUUGCGAGACAUUCCCAAUGCUUCAGGGGUGGUGGGGGAACAACCUAAAAACGAAAUUUUUGCUUAAAGAUGAAUUUGAUCCAAGUUUUGGGGCCGAUAUGUUUAAACUGAGUAAUCCCUCGCCUGUUCUCAAUGCUAUGCUUAUGGCGAGUCUUGAUAUUUAUAGCCAAACCUCAGUCGAAGAGUUAAAGGAGAAGCAGUUCCUUCUGACCGGUUAUCUUGAAUUCAUGAUUAAGACAUACUUUCCUCAAACGUCGAAGAAUUCCAGCGAUAAUAUACUCAUUAGAAGUGGUAAUCGACGAAACAUGCCUUCAGUCGAGAUAAUCACACCAUCAGAUCCCGAGCAAAGAGGCUGUCAGUUAUCACUCAUUUUCUCCGUCCCUCUGACUCCAGUCCAGGAAGAGAUGCAAAAGCGAGGAGUUGUGUGCGAUAUCCGAAUGCCGAGUGUCAUGAGAGUGGCUCCCGUUCCCCUCUAUAACUCCUUCACAGACGUCCAUAAGUUUGUUAGAAUUCUAUACGAAAUAUUCCUCGGCUUUGACACCGAGAAGAGGAAGUUCGACACUCAGAUGUCUAAUGAAGAUCUUAUGACCGAAAUCCAUGGCGGAGAUUCCGACGGUCUGUCCCUGAGCUCAUCCAACAGCAGCGCCUGUCCCUCACCCACCACUGUCUCCGACUCAGAGCCCGACUUCUACCUGAAUUCGGGCGCCGGUGGUAUCGGCGGUAUAUUCGUGAACGAAAAGUUCACUGAAAAGGGCGGUUGCGAGACAUUCCCAAUGCUUCAGGGGUGGUGGGGGAACAACCUAAAAACAAAAUUUUUGCUAAAAGAUGAAUUUGAUCCAAGUUUUGGGGCCGAUAUGUUUAAACUGAGUAAUCCCUCGCCUGUUCUCAAUGCUAUGCUUAUGGCGAGUCUUGAUAUUUAUAGCCAAACCUCAGUCGAAGAGUUAAAGGAGAAGCAGUUCCUUCUGACCGGUUAUCUUGAAUUUAUGAUUAAGACAUACUUUCCUCAAACGUCGAAGAAUUCCAGCGAUAAUAUACUCAUUAGAAGUGGUAAUCGACGAAACAUGCCUUCAGUCGAGAUAAUCACACCAUCAGAUCCCGAGCAAAGAGGCUGUCAGUUAUCACUCAUUUUCUCCGUCCCUCUGACUCCAGUCCAGGAAGAGAUGCAAAAGCGAGGAGUUGUGUGCGAUAUCCGAAUGCCGAGUGUCAUGAGAGUGGCUCCCGUUCCCCUCUAUAACUCCUUCACAGACGUCCAUAAGUUUGUUAGAAUUCUAUACGAAAUAUUCCUCGGCUUUGACACCGAGAAGAGGAAGUUCGACACUCAGAUGUCUAAUGAAGAUCUUAUGACCGAAAUCCAUGGCGGAGAUUCCGACGGUCUGUCCCUGAGCUCAUCCAACAGCAGCGCCUGUCCCUCACCCACCACUGUCUCCGACUCGGAGCCCGACUUCGUUAGCGCCACAAACAGACACUUUAUUAACCAAUAGACAGACCGUGUGAUUGCCAAACCUAUCAACACAUAUGAAUAGCUCUUAUAAAUGCAUUUGAAUAACCAGUGAAUUUAAUAAUGAUAAUAAUAAUUACAGUUAUUUAUUACAGUAUUAUUAAUAUUAC
Molecule: messenger RNA, 1677 nt
Organism: Oppiella nova
Lineage: Eukaryota; Metazoa; Arthropoda; Arachnida; Sarcoptiformes; Oppiidae
Source: the annotation of a GenBank genome assembly